AUGGGUAAUUCCAUGGCAGAUGUUAUCCAAGACUCGCCUUUGGGGCAGGUCAUCCACUUCAUCACACGAGGCAAGGUCUUCGCCUUUCCCGAGGAAGACGCCAACUUCAGGAUCCCCUGGGAAGAGGCGUCGGCCACAGAGAAAGAGAUUGAAAUCGAGGCCGACGCCACUCCUGUGAGCCCUGUCGCAAAUGUCGCUCCCAACCCGGCGAUUUCUCAGAUUCCUUCCAUCGACGACAAGGAUGAUAUCGAGGCCCGCAUUCCAGGCCUCACCACCAUCCCAACGGCUCGAUCAUCUGCCGUGCAUAGUGCUGUCGGUCCGGUUACUACGCGCACCUUAACCCGCGAGCGCACAUUGCCAUACUCCCGCGAACGAUACGAGAUCGAGCAACAGGAAGCCGUCGAGCGACGACAGAGCAGCAUCAUUGCCCCGCAGAGAACAUCUGACGGUGUUAUACUAGUGGACUGGUACACUACUGAUGAUCCGGCCAACCCUCAAAAUUGGAAUAGCUGGAAAAAGGCAUGGGUCGCACUGAUAAUCUUCUUGUACACUUUUGCGGUAUACAUGGCCAGCGCUAUCUAUACGUCUGCGGAGCCAAUGGUCAUGGAAAAGUUUGGGGUCGGUCAAAGUAAGGCUUCAUUGGGUCUGAGCAUGUAUGUGCUUGGAUAUGGCUUUGGGCCGAUGCUGUUCUCACCCAUCUCCGAACUGCCGAUUUUUGGGCGCAAUAUUCCCUAUAUCAUCUCCUUCGGACUCUUUGUCAUUCUUUGUAUCCCGACUGCCUUGGCCGAUAGCUAUGCCACUCUCUUGGUGUUGCGAUUCUUGACCGGGUUCAUGGGCUCUCCAUGUCUGGCCACCGGCGGUGCCACAAUGGGUGACAUGUACGGCCUGCUCAAACUUCCAUAUGCCCUUACCGCCUGGGUCGCGGCGGCGUUUUCGGCUCCUGCUCUUGGACCUUUACUGAGUGGGUUCAGCGUCGUCGCCAAGUCGUGGCGCUGGGCUCUGUGGGAAGUGCUAUGGUGUUCGGCUCCCAUCUUCGUCCUGAUGUUCAUGUCCAUGCCCGAAACGUCGGCAUCAAAUAUUCUCCUUCGCCGCGCUCAACGGCUGCGCAAAAUCACCGGUAAUCCUAACCUGAAAUCCCAGGGCGAGAUUGAUCAAGGAAAUUUGUCCUUCAGCAAGCUCGCCAUCGAUCAGUUGUGGAAGCCGAUCGAGAUCUGUCUGAAAGAUCCGGCUGUUCUGUUCACGAAUCUUUACACAAGUCUUAUUUAUGGAAUAUACUACUCCUUCUUCGAAGCCUUCCCCCUCGUGUACAUUGGCAUCUACGACUUCAACAUUGGUGAGCUGGGCAUCGUGUUCACUUGCAUCGUCGUCGGCUGUGUCAUCGGCAUCAUCAUAUACGUGUCGUACGUAUACAUCUACCUCGAACCGGACAUCAAGGCGAACGGCCUGCGCGCACAAGAACAUCGGCUUGUCCCCGCCCUCUUCGCCGUCACACUCAUGCCAGCCGGGCUUUUCUGGUUCGGUUGGACGGCUGAGCCGCAGACGCAUUGGAUCGUGGGCAUCAUCGGGAUCACGCUAUAUGCUGUCGGCGCGUUUGUCUUAUUCCAAUGCAUAUUCAUGUACCUCCCUCUCACAUACCCGCAAUACGCCGCCAGCCUGUUCGCCGCCAACGACCUGACCCGCUCCUCCCUGGCCGCGGGCGCCGUCAUCUUCGCGCACCCGCUGUACGUCAACCUGGGCAUCGGCCGCGGCAUCUCGGUGCUCGGGGGCCUGUUGGGCGGCGGCGUCCUGGGUAUUUGGGCUCUGUGGUACUAUGGCGCCAGUCUGAGGGCGAGGAGUAACUUCGCCGCCAAAUAG
This is a messenger RNA of Exophiala xenobiotica, 1854 nucleotides long. RefSeq lists its product as uncharacterized. Bases 1 to 1854 code for a protein of 617 amino acids. Gene Ontology annotation, molecular function: fluconazole transmembrane transporter activity. Lineage: Eukaryota; Fungi; Ascomycota; Eurotiomycetes; Chaetothyriales; Herpotrichiellaceae. The record is from RefSeq and is a predicted model, not a curated record. The transcript is spliced from 6 exons. Gene Ontology annotation, biological process: xenobiotic detoxification by transmembrane export across the plasma membrane.